CUGUCGGAGUUUCCCGUGAAACAACGAACACAGUCUCUGGACGGUAUUUAAGGAAUCUAACAGCCCACACUCGCUGACAGUUUUGUUUCUCUGUCACAUUUCAUGACUUGUGACCCAGAAAGCUGCGUUUGAGCUCAACUCUCACCUGCGCUGAGACCUCGUCCCCUCAGAAAUGUCUCACCAGAAACCGCUGCUCAUGCCGUGGCUGCGGGCCAAGAUCGACAGUGGCAAGUUUCCCGGCGUCCUCUGGACAAACUCAGAGCGGACAGAGUUCUCCAUCCCCUGGAAACACGCUUUGAGACAGGACUCGUCCGACACCGACAGUCUCAUCUUCAAGGCCUGGGCUGAGGUUAGCGGGAAUGGCCGGGCUCAGGGAGACCCCUCGGUCUGGAAGAGGAAUUUUCGCAGCGCCCUCCGAGCUAAAGGCUUUAAAAUGGUGUCCGAUAGCAAGAACGACGCUGCAAACCCUCAUAAAGUGUUUCGCUGGCCGGACGAGUCGCCAUCAGGAGCUAACUCUUCUGCUGGAUCCCAGGAACAAGAUGACGCUGAUUUGUUUGAGGAUUAUGGUCUUCCUACACAAGAUAGCCAGCUCGGUUCAUUUGAAGAAUGCCUCUACCUUGCAGAAGACACCGUGUAUCUUCCUGCAGAAUCCUCAGCCAGUCAGGAUAUUCUCCAGGAGUGUCUGAAGGAACUGAACAUUGGCCCUGAUACAGAGGGCACCGCAGGCUUUGAGCCUCCUCCCGAGCAACAGCAGCUCCAGAAUCAGGUUGUGAUUGGUGGAUGCGCGUUGCCUGGGCAACAGCAGUAUCCAGUAACGUUUGAGGGUGCAGACGGUGAAACUGGGUUGCCUGAGCAACCAGCACGUCCAAUGGAGGGAGCUGUGGGAGGGGCCUGUGAUGGGCAGUUGGCGGCACAGUUCCUACAUACAAUGAACAAGACUAAAGAUGGAGAUAAUUUCAAGACUCAGUUCAGGAUCUCAGUGUACUACAGAGGAGUGAUGGUGUCAGAGCAGACGGUUGAGAAUGAAGCUGGAAUCCGCUUAGUCUACAGCCCUGAGCUCAAGGGGACAGUUUUGGAUCAUGAGUCAGGCCUCUCCGUGGUCUCUCUGCCAACUCCUGGAGUCAUGCUGGAUAAAACUCAAGCCACUCUGACCCAACGGAUUCUCGACAAACUGGGCGACGGCUUGGAUGUGGGGGUGUCCGGCCACGUGGUCUACGGCCAGCGACGGGGUGAAAUCAAAGCUUUCUGGAGCUUCUCCAAGUUCGACCAGAGCCAGCAGCCCCAAGAGAUUCCUAAACUGCAGCCGCAGGCGCUUUACCAGUUCAGGGACUUUGUGCGAGGAAUAUUGGACUUCAUCGAAGGCAAAGACAGCCCGCCCUGCUCCCUGUUCCUCUGCCUUGGGGAGAAGUGGCCUGACAGCAGGCCUUGGGAGAAGAAGCUCAUCACAGUGGAGGUGGUCCUGACUUCAAUGGAGUUACUGAAAAAUUUGGCUGUUGAAGGUGGCGCCUCCUCCCUGCAGUCUGUAGAGCUGCAGAUGUCCCUCGAAGAGAUGAUGGAGUUGUGCUGAUGCAGUCUGCUGAACCUGAAAGUCAUCGUUUACCCUUUUUCAAAAUCCUCAAUCUCGACAUGAAAAGCUUGACAGUCUAUGAACAUUUUAGGUCUUGAUUCUACACCAAAUAGAACAGAUCAUGUCAUAAUAAUAAGUGUAAUAAUAAUUGUGUUAGUGUUGGAUUGGCUGGAACUUCACAAUGGACCAAACAUAUUUACUAAAGGGACCACGUUCAGCAGCAAUAUGUACUUUUUUAUACCCAGUUUUAAACAACUGAUUUGGUACGAGGGCUACAAGGUGAUGCGGUGGUUAGCACUGUUGCCUCGCAGCAAGAAGGUUGCCGAUUUCUGCGUGGAGUUUACAUGUUCUCCCCGUGGGUUCUCUCCAGGUUCUCCGGCUUCCUCCCACAGUCCCAAAACAUAUUGAGGAUAGAUAGCUAGAUAGAUAGAUCUUUCUUACGUAAAUGAUAAAUAUUGGUGCUAGUUUAAGAGAAUGACUUAAACAAAAGAGCUCUGUCACUCAGCUCAAGAGGUAAACUGUUUCCACCCACUGUUCACUCUGCCCUUGUAAAUACUGUGUUUGUGCUAAAGUAAGUUAAUGCCUCCUAAAUAAAUGUGAAAAACCACCCAGAAGCUCACCAAUCAUGAUAAUAUCAAAGAAGGAAUGUGUCCAUUAAGCACAAGUAUCAGAUGAAGAAGAUAAGAGCAGCACUGUAACAGUCCCUAGCUAAAACGAAAUGCAGUUUAAUAACAAUACCUGAAUCCACAAACAGUAAUAAAAUGGACUCUACUGUUCAGCCACAGCUAAAACAAACAGCAAUUUAAAGGUAAUUUAACGGUGCAGAUGUGAUCAGAGCAUCUGGAAUCCAUCCAAAUGUUUUGUAUGGCAUGAGACAGUUUUCAUACAACACACCCAAUUUACACCUGAGCACAUGUUGUGUACUGCAGUACAUCACACGCCGUACAGAGGCAAGUCCAUGUGCUGCGCAGAUGUUUAUUCCAUCUUGUUCGAUGGGGGUCAUGAGUUCAUGUAUCUGAUGUGGCCUGUUUGGAAUUUCCUCUAAAGCAACGCUCUGCAGAAGACUGGACGAAACUGAUCUAAAUGCGCACAGCGUCAGAACGAGCAAGAAGACUUUAAGACUUUAUUCAAACAUUUAUGGGUAUUAUCACCGUGAAAUCAAUUCCUUCUCAGGAGCUACUACAGAUUCAGAGUUUCAUUCGAACCAGUGUGACCUUAUUGCUGCUCUAAAUUACUAGUCUGAAUCCAAAGAAGAAGAAAUGUGAAAUGAUCUUUUUUUUAUAUCCUUUCUUCAGUUGUCAGAACGGCUGGUUGUGUCUGGAUGAGAACUACAUCUCAUUCCUUCGGCGCCAUCCACGAAGUUACAAUAAAUAUUUAUGCACUGACAAACUUUAGAAAUGGGAUAUUUACAAAGAGAACAAUCAAUAAACUGAACGAGUGGA
Messenger RNA from Stegastes partitus (bicolor damselfish), 3009 nucleotides. It is a transcript of the gene irf3, whose product is annotated as interferon regulatory factor 3. Gene Ontology annotation, molecular function: protein binding; DNA-binding transcription factor activity, RNA polymerase II-specific; RNA polymerase II cis-regulatory region sequence-specific DNA binding. Lineage: Eukaryota; Metazoa; Chordata; Actinopteri; Pomacentridae. The record is from RefSeq and is a predicted model, not a curated record. The transcript has 12 exons. Gene Ontology annotation, cellular component: nucleus. Gene Ontology annotation, biological process: regulation of transcription by RNA polymerase II; immune system process. Bases 173 to 1567 code for a protein of 464 amino acids.